AUAAAAACUGGUCGAAAGCCAGGUCGCUGCAGGCGUGAGACAUCAAUUCUCUGAUUUUGCAACGCCCCACUUAAGAAAAGGGAAUGGUCGGGUUUUAAACAGAUAAUGCGAGUGAGUGGACCUUUUUCAGUGUGUUUUGCGGCAAAAGCGAAAGUGUUUCUGAUCUGAUCACAGCGGCGCAUACUGCGGACGCGGCCACUGGAUGUCCGAAACCAGCUGAGGAACAGCGCAUAGUCAACUUUAUACUAUAAGAAACCACCAAAAACAGCUGGAUAAGAUGGCAUCUGCCAACAGUACUGUCCAUCAGACGCAGGUGCAGAAGGACGUGACCGAUCAGAAUUUUGACUACAUGUUCAAGCUCCUCAUCAUCGGAAACAGCAGUGUGGGAAAAACCAGUUUCCUGUUCCGUUACGCAGAUGACUCCUUCACGUCGGCCUUCGUCAGCACAGUUGGCAUCGACUUUAAAGUCAAAACGGUGCACCGCAAUGAGAAACGAGUGAAACUGCAGAUAUGGGACACCGCAGGACAGGAGAGGUACCGCACUAUAACCACAGCAUACUACAGAGGGGCCAUGGGAUUCCUGCUUAUGUAUGACAUCACCAACCAAGAGUCCUUCUACGCUGUGCAAGACUGGGCAACUCAGAUUAAAACGUACUCAUGGGACAAUGCUCAGGUGAUCCUGGUGGGGAAUAAAUGUGAUCUGGAAGACGACAGAUUGGUGGCCACAGAGGACGGCCAGAGACUGGCUAAUGAACUUGGCUUCCAGUUUUUUGAGGCAAGCGCAAAGGACAACAUUAACGUGAAGCAGGUGUUUGAGCGGCUGGUUGACAUCGUCUGUGACAAAAUGAACGAAAGCUUGGAUGGAGACCCCAGCAUGUUAACCAACCACAAAGGCCCAAGUCUCCAAGACACGUCCCCUGUUGGACAGAGUGGCUGUGGAUGCUAAUGAUCCGCUUUUAACAAACAUUCAUACUUUAAGGCAAACAUUCACACACAUGCACACAGCUACAAACAAACAAACACCCACUCCCUGUCUCUCUUACACACACACACACACACACACACGUGCACACACACACACACACACACAGGAAGAGAGACUAUUUUACAAGCAUACGUACACAUUAGAACAGCCAAUAUACAAUAUAAUAUGAAACUCCAAUCAAACAUUAGGAAUCAGGCAUGAGCCCCUUCUACCACUCAGUUCAUUAUCUUCUUACAAUCUCAUUUUAGGCCCCUCAGGGAUUGAAUGAACUGGGAAAUGUUUUUCUUAGUGUGAUAUGUGGCUGCUGUUACAUUGCACUAUGAUGUCGUAUAUAAAAAGGGCGGGAAACCACUGCAUGGAACUGAACUGGAUCAGCAGUCAUCAGAAAUGCAUUAUGCCAAAGUCUUAGUUGAAUGCUCAUUAAAUUUUAGAUGAGGAUUUCAAACUGCUCCAGGGUUUGUUUACAACGUACUCCGAUAAAACACAUCGGGUUUUGAGUGUGAAGUAGCUUUGAAGUGUUUUUCAUUAUUUGAAUGUACGUAAGAUCAUGUUUGACCUAAAUAUAAUGGAUAAAUCUUUGUUUAAAACAUAUUUCAGUACUGUCCCGGAAAUGUGCAGUAAAUAUGAUGGUCAAACUUCAUAGGUUGUUUCUUGUCUGAAAGUAUGUCCUAAAGUCAGAUUAUAUUUGUCUUUUCCAUAUGAUUUAAAUGCAAUAAAUGUGCUUACCUGCAGACACUAAAUGUAACCCUAAAAUCACU
Molecule: messenger RNA, 1743 nt
Organism: Myxocyprinus asiaticus (Chinese sucker)
Lineage: Eukaryota; Metazoa; Chordata; Actinopteri; Cypriniformes; Catostomidae
Gene: rab3da
Product: RAB3D, member RAS oncogene family, a
Exons: 5
Coding region: 278-946 (222 amino acids)
Biological process (GO): protein secretion; regulation of exocytosis; protein localization to plasma membrane
Cellular component (GO): endosome; plasma membrane; synaptic vesicle
Molecular function (GO): GTPase activity; GTP binding
Source: RefSeq, a predicted model, not a curated record